CACAACUACUCCGUGAGAGAGAGUAGUAGUACGGGAUCAAAGUUCUCUAUCCUGCAAACAAAGUCCUCUCUGGUUGAGUCCGAAUCAGAAAGCAUCCAGAGUAUUGGAGGUUUAACUUUUGAUGACAAGGAACCAUUGAGUAACCCUUCAUCUUCAAGAAGAUAUGGCAUGCAGUGGGACAAGCGUGUUCAAAACAGUCUGCAUGCUACUCCUAGUACUGCCAUUGUUGCUCCUUCCUUGAGUCAUUACUGUGAUAAUUUUGCACAUCCUCCACCCCCUUCAGCUGGUGCAAGACGUCCUGGUCCACGCCCAUGUGAGGUUUGUUACCUCCCUGUGGAGCAGGCCAUAUCUAGCAUGCCAAGCUCUCCAUCUGCAUGUCCAGUGCUUCGGAAUUUGACAUAUAUUGUAGACGAAAAUCCAGUUAAACCUGAAUCACGUGGAGGCUCUAAUUUCGGUGGCUAUCCUUCCUUAAAGCAGAGGGAUGAUUCUUUUGAUAUAAAAGAGUCUAUGACCGUGCACUGUGGAUUUGUCAGAGGAAGCAGACCUGGUCACAAAACUGGAUUUGAUAUUGAUGAAGCUAAACUUAUAGAGCUGGAACAGUUUCACGCGGUCAUUGUUGCAUCAGCCAUAUUUGGUAAUUAUGACAUAAUCCAACGACCCAAGAACAUUAGCAAGGCAGCAAGGGAAAAUAUUCCCUUUUAUAUGUUUAUCGAUGAGCAGACAGAAGCAUCUAUGAAAAAUACUAGUGCCUUGGAUAGCAGUAUGAGGGUUGGGUUAUGGAGAAUCAUUGUUGUUCGUAACCUUCCUUACACGGAUGCAAGACGCAAUGGAAAGGUCCCAAAACUUCUACUGCAUAGGAUCUUCCCUAAUGUUCGGUAUUCUAUAUGGAUAGAUGGAAAGCUGCAGCUUGUUGUUGAUCCAUAUCAAGUUGUUGAGAGGUUCUUGUGUCGCCAACAUGCUACCUUUGCAAUAUCUAUUCACUAUAUACGCUUUGAUGUGUUUGAAGAGGCUGAGGCUAAUAAAGCUGCAGGAAAAUAUGAGAAUUCCUCCAUUGAUUACCAGAUUGAUUUUUAUAAGGAGGAGGGUUUAACACCAUAUUCUGAAGCAAAGCGUCCCAUACCUAGUGAUGUUCCCGAAGGUUGCACUCUCAUAAGGGAACACAAUCCAUGUACAAACUUGUUUAGCUGCCUAUGGUUCAACGAAGUCGAUCGUUUCACUCCCAGGGAUCAGUUAAGCUUUUCCACAGUGAGGGACAGAAUAAUGGCAAAGACUAAUUGGAGCGUCUAUAUGUUUGCGGACUGUGAAAGGCGGAAUUUUGUGAUACAGACAUACCAUAGAGAUUUAUUGGAGCAAAUGUCAGCACCACCGGCAAAGGUUCGCCAUCCCCACAAUCCGCCUCAGCUUGCUAGUAGUUCAGCUGGAAGGAGUUCCGGGAAGAAUCCUUCUAGACGUACAAAAGUUAAGAGACCUGGUUCUAGACAUCACCGUAAGGCUGCUGCUGGUAAUAGAGGCAAAAAUUCAUUCUAAAUCUUCCUGAAAAGAAGUAACUGUAACUCUUCUUCUUCUUCUUCUUUACGUUUCCUUUUUCUUUAUUGAAUUACAUAUCAAAAGGUAGGACGAU
Tripterygium wilfordii is the source of this 1621-nucleotide messenger RNA. RefSeq lists its product as uncharacterized. The coding region runs from base 169 to 1527 and encodes 452 amino acids. Lineage: Eukaryota; Viridiplantae; Streptophyta; Magnoliopsida; Celastrales; Celastraceae. The transcript is spliced from 9 exons. The record is from RefSeq and is a predicted model, not a curated record.